Molecule: messenger RNA, 1374 nt
Organism: Physcomitrium patens
Lineage: Eukaryota; Viridiplantae; Streptophyta; Bryopsida; Funariales; Funariaceae
Source: RefSeq, a predicted model, not a curated record
UCUUACGUCUCUUCUUUAUUCAUUUCCUGGGCAAGAUUUUGUGUGCAUACUGUCGAAUUAGUAGCGACUCUCGAAGGGUGCGUGUUGUGUGUCUAGAGUCUAUGAGUUUGCUUUCAAGCGAGAUCUGUUACAUGUCCAUGGAAAUGAACGUGAAUCCGCAAGUCGCAGGAGAAAAAAGGAAAGCAUGGUCAAUUGAAUUUGACGUCAACAAAGUUUGCAAUUUCAGCGUUUGCUUGAUGAAGCAAGGUCGUCUGGAAGAAGCUGAAGCCGUUCUUCAGAGAGUGACCGUAGCGUGUACUGGCAUUCGGUGGCCAUCAGAUUCUCAUCUUAAAUCCUAUGAGCGCGCUCAGGAUUUGUUAAAAGAGUUAGAGUCCUCCAUAGGGUUGAAGGGAUCUCAUGAUGAUAUUCUACAACAGUUGAGCUCAUUUACCAUUCCAGGUUGUAACUCAGAUGUGAGUGCUCAUGACUCAUCCUUGUGGCAACCCCAGCCAGCCAUGCCACGUCAACCUCGUCGUGCCUCUCGGUCUGCUCUGGAAAAACUUUCUCGGUCUAAUAUUGACCCGUCUAUGUCUGGUGCCUUCGUAGCCACUUCAGGAUUUGGCCCUGCGCAUCAUACCAGACUGGACAUGACCGGGAGCUAUAGAACACAGUCUUGGCUACAAGAUGGUAGCUGCUCUGGAAGUUCCAGUGGUUGGGAUGAAGAUGAGUUCGAUGACGCAUCUCCUGAUGAAUGCUCUGAUGGAUAAGAUUUUCAAGGGUACCCGCACGAGUUUAUCAGUUCCAACCCCACUGCUACUGAGAACGAAGAGAUGCAAUGGCAUAUUGAGACUAACUUGCGGGAGUGGUUGUACAAAGCGAUCGCUUUGAAGAAUGGUCUGUCUGAGAGGCAGCUUGGGAUGGAAGGCGAACAUGAAGCUCACAAGUCUUUUCCUGUCGCAACGCAGCACGUGACAUGAGAUCAACUACUGGAGCUCAAUCUUGUAUCCUAGUUGCAAAGCCAACACAAUCCCUCUCGUUGAAGCUUUCUAGGAUGCUAAUUAAAAAGUUCUUAGAUAUUGCUAAACCUCUUCCUUACCAGCACUCAAACUCAAAUUACUUUCCCUCAGGUCACACUGACGUUGAGAAACAGAGGACAAUCAAAGUUGAGGAAGAAAAGAGUAUUCGAGAUUUACUGGACUUCACUUUCAACCUUGAUGACCUCGACUUCGGUCGUUCCAGUAACAGGUUUGAGACCAAUGAUGAAAUUCAGGACUCUUCUUUUAAUCGUGAAUUUGCAGAAAGAAUUACUUUCAUUUGACAACGUUUUUGCCUUAGAGAUGAAUAUAAGGCGGCAACGAAGAUUCCUGGUUGUACGCUUUUCUAGUGAUCACUCUA